GUACAGUUCCUCCUAAAUAAUUUCAACCAGUUUGUUUACUAAUAUUAAUUACAAGGUUAAAUUUGGUAAAUUUCCCUAAUUUUGGAUUAAAUGCGUGCAAAAAUUGAAUGAUCACUGUCAGCUGGUUGAAAUACCUCAGUGUACUACUUCGAAACGAUAAUGAGGUAAUUUGGAGUCUUCCAGUCAUGGCUACGAAACAGAAGGGAGCCCCCGAAGACAACUUCAAUAAUGCCAGCGUGGUCUUAACAAGCUUAUGUGCCGGUGCCAUCGCAGGUGCCUUAGCGAAAACUACUAUCGCACCAUUAGAUCGUACAAAGAUUAAUUUUCAAAUUAGACAAGAGCCGUAUUCUGCUAAACGGGCACUUGAAUUCCUAAGACUGACUUUUAGAAAUGAAGGGUUUUUAGCGUUAUGGCGAGGAAACAGUGCAACGAUGGCACGUAUUGUCCCCUAUGCUGCUAUACAAUUUACGGCACAUGAACAGUGGAAGAGGAUUUUACGAGUGGAUGCAACGGGGUAUGUAAGUAGUAAAAGUGCCUUUACUAUAUAACUAAUAAUACUGUUGACACCUUCAUGACGAAAUCAUUGUUAAUUGUUUAUACCUGUAAUCAAUUUCCAUUUGUGAAGCACGUACUUGGGAGAACAUUUUAGCACUAACUUACACAGCAAGCAGUCCAGGCCCAGGUUCGGGUAAUUCAGUCUCGGUAAAAGAGCUAAUUGAAUAUGAAACAGGAUUUGUAUACAAAUCUGUUUGGGAAAUUUGUCCACUAUUUAAUUACAAUACAUAAUGAACACAUUAAUACAUUAUUGUUGGGUAAUUGGUUUGCCUUUCAUUAAGUAGAUAUGUUCAGUGAUGUUGCUAUCAAUAUCUAUUAUCUUUUGAUAGUGUACUCAGUUGAGCCAGUGGUUGUGAUGUUUCCUUUAAAACGCGAGGGGGGGGGUCAUCCCCUGACAAAUUUAUAAAAAUUUGAUACUCAAAACGCAAUUUCGGCGCUUUAAAUUGGUAAAAAAAGUGUUUGUGGAUAACAUACGACCUUCAAUUCGCUUGAUGUAUAAUUAUUAUGUCCAGUGGCGCCUUGGUUGAGAGUAUAUGCUAUAUGCCUAAAAAAUCCUUGAGAGUAUACCCUAUGGGAACACCACUGGAUAUGUUAUACAGGGUGUAGAACUGAUAACCCAAUAUAUGGACGUCAAUAGUAAAAUCAAAAUAUGUUAUUUAUUUCUUCAACUUAGAAAAUGGUUACAACCUUCUUAAGACUAUUAAAAAGUUUUAAUGGCCCAUAAAGUCUCUUAAAAGUUAUUAAGCGCAGAGUAUUUCAUUGUUGGGGUUUAGAGAAAUUGGUGAUUGACACUGACUUGGGGAAGAAAAUUAAUUCUGUUCAAUAAUGAGGCGCAUACAAGAGAUUCAUCAGGUGUUUCCUUGUAAAAGUUACUGUUUUGUUUGCAUUUUUGUUCACGAUAUCAUCUGUCCUUAUUGCUUUAAAGAUGCGCUCACUGUCAGUGGCGACUGAUGAUAACAAUGAUUAAAUGAUAAUAACUAGAGACCGGAUUUCAUGCUUUUACGCAAUCCGUAAAUAUUGUAUGCAGCUCAAAAUAAAACAAUUAUUUACACGAACUAACAAAAAGGAAUCACAUUGGCGCAAAGAAAACAGUGCAUAUUUUGCAUUUUUGGGAUUUUUGUGCAUAUUUAAGAAAGAUUAGCAUUUUAUUA
Molecule: messenger RNA, 1706 nt
Organism: Photinus pyralis (common eastern firefly)
Lineage: Eukaryota; Metazoa; Arthropoda; Insecta; Coleoptera; Lampyridae
Product: mitochondrial coenzyme A transporter SLC25A42-like
Exons: 3
Coding region: 108-548 (146 amino acids)
Biological process (GO): transmembrane transport
Source: RefSeq, a predicted model, not a curated record